This is a messenger RNA of Peronospora farinosa, 504 nucleotides long. The record is from the annotation of a GenBank genome assembly. Lineage: Eukaryota; Oomycota; Peronosporomycetes; Peronosporales; Peronosporaceae.
AUGGACGAGGAAAAACCCAAGGCAUUAGUGUCCAACCAGAGUCACUCACACGGCGAUGCUCACGUGACAUGGGACGAGGAGACCAUCGCUCUCCACGACCUGGAUCGCGGCACACGCAUGAAGAUCGACGAGCCCAAUACGCCGUAUCAUUACUAUGGAGAGAGCGAUGAAAUGGGCAAAAUAUCACCCGCUCAAAGUUUCUCUGGCGAGUCUCCAAUGCAGUGGGAUGAACUGCAGUCCAAACUGCAGGAUGUAAAGGACAAGAAAGACAGUGAACGGGAUGUAAGUCACGACACGAAUUUGAGCUCGGAUUUGGGAGGACUGGACUUUGCUACUCGGGACUCUGAGGGGAAGAAAAUUCACAAGGACCCGAACUUUGCGGACAAGCGCAAGAGUCACUACAAUGAAUUUGAGCGAGUUCGGGCCUGGAAGAUGCAGAAUGCAGCUGAGCAUGACGAAGAUGAAGAUGAGAAGGAAAACGAGAAGAAGCGAACAGCUCAGUAA